This is a messenger RNA of Periophthalmus magnuspinnatus, 3051 nucleotides long. RefSeq names its product Ras association domain family member 9 (gene rassf9). Lineage: Eukaryota; Metazoa; Chordata; Actinopteri; Gobiiformes; Gobiidae. The record is from RefSeq and is a predicted model, not a curated record. Gene Ontology annotation, biological process: signal transduction. The coding region runs from base 139 to 1374 and encodes 411 amino acids. The transcript has 2 exons.
ACUCCGCUCCACCCGCUCACACUGCGCUCAAACUGCGCUCAAACUGCGCUCAAACUCUGUGGAAGUUUCACCGAGGCUCCGCGCUCUGCCAUGCCGGGACUGUGACGCUGAUCCCGGGCUGCGCGUUCACUCCUCGCCAUGGCACCGUUUGGGAAGAAUUUCCUCAAAGCGCGGCUCAAAAACAGAUCCAAAGAUGUCGAGCCAUCACCGGGGAAGGAGAUCCAGGUGAGCGUUUGUGGGGAGGACAAGGUCGUGUGCGGCGUCACCAAACACACCACAUGUCUCGAUAUGAUCCAGGCCCUUUUAGACGAUCACAAAACCAUUCCCGAGAGCAAACGGCAACUCCACGGAGAAGCCAAGGAAUUCUGCCUGGUUGAACGCUGGAAGGGCUUCGAACGAGCGAUACCUCCACUGACCAGGAUUCUACGACUGUGGUACGCGUGGGGCGACCAGCGUCCUUUUGUGCAAUUCAUCUUGGUGAAAACGUCGGAUUUUGUUGCACAACCGACAAAGAAAUCUACAAAACCGAAAGGGGCGAGACCCAAAAGAUAUGAGCAAAACCGCACUCCGCAAUCGCUGCCAUCAGAAAAGCAAAAACGCGUAGUCAGGAAAGCGUUCCGGAAAUUGGAAAAAUUGCAUAAGGAAAAUAAAAGUUCGCUUGGAUCAGAGGAGGUGGACAAAAUGGUGCAGCUCAUUUUAAACCAAGAUCAUACAAUCCGCGAGCAGAUCCGAAGAAUGAGAGAUUUAGAUUCAGAAAUUGAAAGAAUUGAAGUAAAUUUUCAACGGGAUGAAUUGGAAGUACAAGCUUGCGGAGGUUGGAAUUUUGAUAUUGAGGAGCAGCUAAACCAGUUUUUGUACACCAGCGAUGGUGUUGAGCAGCUGGAAUCGCAGGUCCAGAAACAUCACAAACUAAUCCUUAAGCUGUCUGAGGAAAUUGACGAGGAACUUAGGAAAGAAACUGAAAAAGAAGGAGCCAACAGUCCACGGAUAAACGAGGAAGUGUACGGAGCUGAACUCGAGCGACUCCAAUCUGAAAUCAAGCGCACCCUUUUCGCCGGAGUUUCUUUGCAAAACCAAGCUAGCGAUUUGGACAAACAGCUAAAAUACUUUGACGCAGCGCUAAUUAUGAAAGACGAAGAGUGUUGGGAGUUAGCAUCGCAGCUAAACUCGCUACAAAUGACAGACUUUGCUGAAGAAAUGUCCCAGCCCAGCGUAACGUCUUGUAGCGUUUUGCAGAAGGUUAAACUUAAAGAUAGCUUGCAUCCAUUGGAGCUAACAGACACGGACUCGGAUACGGGAAUAAGCUCCACACAUAGCCAAGAUUCCCUCUCUCCUGGUUUUGACUUUCCACCGCCUUUGGACACAGACGUCUAGACAAAAACAACAGGAAUUUGUUUUUAAAAUGGUUUCUCUUUGACCUCGUUUGUCAUGCUAGCGUUUAGCGGAGUUAGCUUGUCGCAAAGAUGGAUUACAAUGGGUGAUUCAUGGGCUUAACGUGUCAAAGAUAAACAAGACGUGAGGGAUUUGGGGCAAGUUGCUGCGAGGUUUUAAAGUGACAAAUGUAUUAAUCACAAACCAAAUAUGUUGUUUUUAAGAUUGUAGAGCAGGGGUGUCCAAACUGUGGCCCGGGGGCUAAAUGCGGUCCUCAGACUAGCCUUUGCUGGACCUCAGGCUUCCAGAUGAAUUAGCUGAAAUUAACAUAAGCAUAAGUAGUACAAGUUUAUGAAAGCUCCACCAUAUUUACCCCAGUAACAAAUGACUGAAACAACACAGAUUUAUGUUUAGAAGGGCUACGAUCAGUCAGCAUCACCGCAAUCAUAUUCUGACAGGGGCUGCACCAACGGGGGGGCUUGAGGGGGCACUAGCCUCCUCUUGAAUGGUCAAUGCACCCCCAUAGCUCUGCCAAAGAUGUUUGCCCCACUUUCAUAGCACAUCCAAUCUUGACUAAAAUCGUUCUUCAAAAUGAGACUCCAAUAAAAAAAUAAUCCCAUAUUAGCUUUUAUAAAUCACUACAGGGGCUGACAACAUUUAAACUGGUUUGGUAAGGAAAUAUUUACAUGUUACGUGAGCACCCACAUUGAAAAUCUUAGCUACACUUCAGCUUCUCCAACCAAAAAUGUGCGGUGCCGCCUCUGUAUCCUGAUAAUCUAUACAGACUAUACAUUUGAAAAGACCUUUUAGAACAAAGACAGCGGCAUUAUUAAAUCAAAAUUCAUAUUUAAAUCAUUAACACACUUGGUAAAUGUUCUCUGUUUUAGGAAUCUUCAGAUGUCUUUAUUUUAAGGUCCAAAAAUGAAUCGUUGACUAGUUCACUGCUAAAAUAAUCAUUAGUUGGAGAAAUCGGAAUUUUGAAAAAUUCCCAAAUCAUGAAAUCGUGGAUUAUUAAGAAACAAGUUUACUCCUGAUGUUUGUACUUGUAAAACAGGUUUACUCAUUCAAAUUUAUCUAUCCAUCUAUUUUCUUCCUCUUAUCCGGGGCGGGUCGCAUGGGCAGCAGUCUAAGCAGGGACUCUUAGACUUCCCACACGCCCGGACACUUCCUCCAAUUCCUCCGGUGGGACCCUAAGGCGUUCCCAGGCCAGCCGAGAGACAUAGUCAUUCUAACUGAAACUAUUAUUAUUACUUACCUUUGCAAAUGUAACUGAAGACACUUCACAAUUCACUUAAAUGAUCUUAAAUACCAUAAGAAUGUAAAUGUAAAGAGCCUCCCCUGUUUGAAAGGUCCUGCUCAGACUUUGAUUAAAAUCUAUUAAAAUCGUGAUGGUCCAGUGUGUGAAAAAAAAACAAGAUGAUAAUUUUUAGCCAUAUGUGCAGCCCUAAUACUGAAGUUCUGAGAGUAAAGAGUCAAAGCUCUGACCUCUGAUCAAUAUCUGGACCUGGAUAAAAACAGUUUGGACACUCCUGUUCUUUGGGGUCUGGGACAGAAUGACCCAAACUGAAAAUCUGCAAAAACUUUGAAAAAACUGAAAAAACUUUGGGACUGGUUCCUGUCAUUAUUAAAUUUGUUCUAUUGACUUUUAUGGUCAGAAUGUUAUGGCUAGUUUUGUAUUGU